This is a messenger RNA of Tilletiopsis washingtonensis, 3432 nucleotides long. Its product is annotated as vacuolar protein sorting-associated protein 35. Bases 184 to 3432 code for a protein of 1082 amino acids. Lineage: Eukaryota; Fungi; Basidiomycota; Exobasidiomycetes; Entylomatales. Gene Ontology annotation, biological process: retrograde transport, endosome to Golgi; intracellular protein transport. Gene Ontology annotation, cellular component: retromer complex; retromer, cargo-selective complex; late endosome. The transcript is spliced from 8 exons. The record is from RefSeq and is a predicted model, not a curated record.
CCUCUGCUCUGCACCCUCCACUGCCACUCUCGGCACGACACUCUCUCGCGGCUCAGCACCGCCUGCUCCUCUCUCCUCGUCUGCGCCGGCGGCACCCGUCCACGCCCGCCGCGCGCCGCUCCUCCGUGCGCUGCUGCGCCGUCGCCCGUCCCUGCCGCCGCUCGCACACCCCGCGCCGGCACGAUGGACGACUCGGCAAAGGUGCUCAGCGAGGCGCUCGCCGCCGUCAAGGUGCAGCUCGUGCAGAUGAAGCGCUGUCUUGACUCUGAGCUCCUGAUGGAUGCGCUCAAGGCCGCGUCGACGAUGCUCGGCGAGCUGCGCACGUCGUCGCUCUCGCCAAAGAACUACUACGAGCUCUACAUGGCGGUCUUCGAUGCGCUGCGGCAUCUCUCCAUCUACCUCUUCGACGCCCACACGACGGGCAAGCACCACCUGGCCGACCUGUACGAGCUCGUGCAGUACUGCGGGAACAUUGUGCCGCGGCUCUACCUCAUGAUCACCGUCGGCAGCGUGUACAUGUCCAUCCCCGAUGCGCCCAUCAAGGAGAUCAUGAAGGACAUCAUGGAGAUGAGCCGCGGCGUGCAGCACCCCACGCGCGGCCUCUUCCUGCGGCACUACCUGAGCGGUGCGACGCGCGACUACCUGCCCAUCGGCGCCGAUAUGGGACCGGGAGGCAACCUGCAGGACAGCAUCGGCUUCGUGCUGACCAACUUCAUCGAGAUGAACAAGCUGUGGGUGCGCCUGCAGCACCAGGGCCACUCGCGCGAGCGCGAGAAGCGCGAGAUGGAGCGCAAGGAGCUGCGCAUCCUCGUCGGCACGAACCUGGUGCGCCUGAGCCAGCUCGACGGCGUCGACCUGGAGAUGUACCGGCGCAUCAUCUUGCCAUCGAUCCUGGAGCAGGUGGUCAACUGCAAGGAUGUGAUCGCGCAGGAGUACCUGAUGGAGGUGGUCAUUCAGGUCUUUCCCGAUGAGUUCCACCUGCGCACGCUGGGGCCCUUCCUCUCCGCGUGCGCACAGCUGCACCCAAAGGUCAACAUCAAGCAGAUCGUCAUCUCGCUCAUCGACCGGCUGGCCGCGUAUGCCGCGCGCGAGGCAGAGAACGACAGUCCAGAGGAGAUCCGAAGGCAGGAGGAAGAGGCCGGGCGCCGCCUGGCCGAGAAGACGCGCGACAUGCGCAUGACGGGCCAGAGCGCGGGCCCGAGCAGCGUGUGGGACGAGGUGCGCGCCGAGGGCGAGCCGCGCGGAGUGGCAGAGGACACGAUGGCGCCGCAGGCAUCCACCUCUGCCAGCGCCGUAGCCGCAGCGCCGCCAGUCGAGCGGUCAGGCUUUGCCAUCGACCCGGCAGACGCCGCUGCGCCAAAUGUCGCAACGCACAGCUCCGUCGACGCAGGCGGCUUCUCGGGCGUGCCGGAGGGCAUGGAAGACGACGCAUGGGGCGGCGCGGCCGGCAGCGCCAACGCUUGGGGCAGCGCCGCUUCAGCCACCGACUCGGCUUCGAGCGUGCGCGCCAGCACGGAUGCGACCUCGGAGGCUGCUGAGGGGUCCGGCCGCGAGAUGCGGUCCGACGCCUUUCCUUCGACUGCUCCUGCUGAGCCAGCCAAGGCCGAGGCACCCGCGCAGCCGCCACAGGCCGCAGACGCACCGGCAGAGCAGGUCCCUGCACAGGAGGCCGCCGCAGCUAGCGCAGAGGCGCCGCCGGCCGCGCCGCCGGCCGCGCCGGCACCGCCACGCAAGUUCCGCGGCAUUCCCGAGGACGUCAAGCUGUUCGAGGUCUUCUGGGCGCAGGUGGUGCAGCUCAUCCAGGCGCGGCCCGACUUGUCCAUCAUGGACAUCACCGCGCUGCUCGUGUCGCUCGUCAAUCUCUCGCUGAGCUGCUACCCGGACCAGCUCGAGUAUGUCGACCAGGUGCUCGGCUUUGCGCGCGAGAAGGUGGCGCAGGCGGACCAGACGGCCGAUCUGCACUCGCAAGUGACGAUGGGCAACCUCAACGCGCUGCUGCUCUCGCCGAUCAAUUCGUACCUCACGGUGCUGACGCUGCUGGCACUGCCGAACUACAACGCGCUGCUGAAUGCGCAGCCGUACUCGACGCGCAAGAGCAUCGCGCACGCCGUCGUCAUGUCCGUGCUCAAGAAUGAGACGGUCAUGGCGACGCCCGAGGAUGUCAACGGCGUGCUGGAGCUGUGCAGCACGCUCGUGCUCGACCAGAAGGACGUGAUGAUGCCGGGCUCGAUGCAUCACGGCCUCGGACCGGGGGCGCCUGGCUACCCGUCGGGCGCUCACGGCCAGCAUGUGCACCCGCAAGAUCCGCGCUAUGCGCACAUGGCGGCCGGCGGAGCGCCGCUGUACGGCGGCGGCAUGGGCCGCGCCAUGAACGCGCGGCACAUGGCGCAGUACGACCUCGAGGAGAUGGCCGAGGAGCAGGGCUGGAUCGCACGCAUGGUGCACCUCUUCCGCUCGGACAACCUCGAGACGCAGUUCAGCCUCAUCCAGACGGCGCGGCGGCACUUUGUCGCCGGCGGCGAGCGCAUCCGGCACACGCUGCCGCCGCUCAUCGUGUCGGGCAUCAAGCUGGCGCGGCGCUACAAGCUGCGCGAGAAGCUCGAGAGCGACUGGGAGACCAAGAUGCUCACGCUGUACAAGUUUGUGCACCAGGUCAUCUCCAUUCUCUACAACAAGGUCGAGUCGUCGGACACGUGUCUGCGCCUCUUCCUGCUUGCCGCGCAGUCGGCCGACGAGACGGGCUUCGAGGAGCUGGCGUACGAGUUCUACGUGCAGGCCUUUACGAUCUACGAGGAGUCCAUCUCCGAGAGCCGUGCGCAGCUGCAGGCCAUCGGCCUCGUCAUCUCGACGCUGCAGACGGCGCGCGUCUUCUCGACGGACAACUACGACACGCUCAUCACAAAGGCGGCGCUGCACGGCGCCAAGCUGCUCAAGAAGCCGCACCAGGCCGCCGCCGUGCUGAUGGCCAGCCAUCUCUGGUGGCAGGUCGAGACGCCCGGCCGGCCGGCGCCCAAGGACAAGCCGCUACUGCAGGACGGCAAGCGCGUGCUCGAGUGCCUGCAGAAGGCGCUGCGCAUCGCCAACAGCUGCAUCGACGAGCGCAGCACCGUCGAGAUCUUCUGCAGCGCGCUGGACCAGUACCUGUACUACUUCGAGCGCGAGGUGGAGGCCGUGACGCCAAAGUACAUCAACUCGCUCGUCGAGCUCAUCUCCAACGGCCUCGACGCGCUGGCGAGCGAGGACCUGCACCCGACGACGUCGGCCACGGGCUUCAUCGAGGGUGUCUCGGGCCCCGAGGCCUGCCAGCGCCACUUCCGCGCGCAGCUGCUGCACAUCCGCAACCGCAAGGAGGCGGCGCUGACGGCCGAGGGCAAGGGCCCCGACUGGGGCGCCGUGAGCAUAGCGGCGGCGAGCAAGAAGCUCGUCUCAUGA